Molecule: messenger RNA, 1851 nt
Organism: Wyeomyia smithii (pitcher-plant mosquito)
Lineage: Eukaryota; Metazoa; Arthropoda; Insecta; Diptera; Culicidae
Gene: Coq6
Product: ubiquinone biosynthesis monooxygenase COQ6, mitochondrial
Exons: 6
Coding region: 97-1497 (466 amino acids)
Biological process (GO): ubiquinone biosynthetic process
Cellular component (GO): mitochondrion
Molecular function (GO): 2-octaprenyl-6-methoxyphenol hydroxylase activity; oxidoreductase activity, acting on paired donors, with incorporation or reduction of molecular oxygen, NAD(P)H as one donor, and incorporation of one atom of oxygen; FAD binding
Source: RefSeq, a predicted model, not a curated record
GGGAAAAAAAAUUGACAGCCAUUUGUUUACAAUAUUGCUAGAACAUUUUGCGAAAAAAAAGUGAUUAUCAACACGCAUUAGUGAAAUAUCUCAAAAAUGAGCCUCAUAAUGGCAAGAAGUAUGUGCCUUCGCAUGACCGCGCAACGAAUAAUUGCGUGCCAGCACCGAUGGUCGAGCACAGCUGCGGAACCAUCCGCUACUGAACAACCGGCCGAAUUCUACGACAUAAUCAUCGCCGGAGGAGGAAUGGUCGGUACAACACUGGCUUGUUCAUUGGGAAAGAAUCCCCGCUUGGCCGACCGAAAAACCUUACUGCUAGAAGCAGCCGCCGGUUUCAAACCGUGCUCAACUGAAACGUACAGCAAUCGGGUGUCUGCCAUCAGCAAAGGAACCUACCGGCUGAUGAAAGCGAUCGGCGCUUGGCCAGAAAUCGAGGCGACUCGCGUGAAAUCGGUGCUUAAAAUGCAAGUUUGGGAUGCCUGCUCGGAUGCGCUGAUAACGUUUAACUAUGACGAUCUGUCCGAUAACAUUUCCUGGAUUGUUGAGAAUGAUGUCCUGCUGGCCAGUGUCUACCGGCAGCUGGAGACUGUGAGCUCCGUGGAGAUAAGGUAUUCCACCCGAAUGGAGGAGUGCCGGCUGAUUCGUGAUGGAGCGGAUAUGAGCACCGUUCGGUUGGCCAAUGGCAAUCGGUUGAAAUGUGAGUUACUGAUUGGAGCCGAUGGUUACAACUCCUUGGUUCGCCGGUCGAUGGGAGUCGAUAACUUCACCCUCGCCUACAAUCAGAUGGGUGUGGUGGCGACCCUCAAAUUAGCUGGAGGAGCAGCGAACAACGUCACAGCUUGGCAACGGUUUCUUCCGACCGGUCCUAUUGCCUUGUUACCAUUGAACGACGAAAUGAGUUCACUUGUUUGGUCCACCAGUGUACCGGAGGCGAAGCGAUUGCUCCAGUUGGACGAACCUUCAUUCGUUGCAGCAGUCAACGAAGCUUUCAACAAAUCGUACCCGAAAAACAACAUCGUUGAGGACGUUAUGAAAAAUGUGAACUCUCUUAUAUCUGCUUCAACUGGAAGUAGACUGGAACCUCCUCCGGUUGUUGAGAGUGUGAUGGAAAAGUCGCGUGCCGCCUUUCCACUGGGGCUUGGUCAUACCAGUACCUAUGUCGGACAGGGGGUUUGCCUUAUUGGGGAUGCCGCUCAUCGGGUUCACCCGCUCGCUGGUCAGGGAGUUAAUUUGGGCUUCGGUGACGUCCAGUGUCUCACGGAUACGCUUGCAGAGGCGAACUACAGCGGUCUUGGAUUAAAUAACCUCUCCCAGCUGGUCAAAUACGAACAGGAGCGGUUGAAGCAUAACAUCCCCAUACUGCUAACAACGCACGGUUUACAGCGGCUGUACACGACUGACUUUCCACCCAUCGUUGGACUGCGAAGUAUUGGCUUAACCAUCACGAAUGCGUUGCCUCCGGUUAAGAAAUUUCUGAUGAAUUAUGCCAUGUCUUAAAGCAGAGCGACAGUACCGCUCAGUAACUCUCUGCGCUGGUUCCGGUGCGUGAAAAGACGUGUGGCUAUUGUGGAAUUUAAAGAAUUCUCUAUAAAAUGUGAGUGAGAGAGAGUGAGAGCGUUUUAAUUACCUAGUCGUUCGGCCGUUAGCUGGUUAAUUCUACAAUAGAUCAUCGAAACGACGAUCGGUGCCAGGUGCGGGAACCGGCUAGGGCUGGGUCGGUGCAGUGAAUUAUCAUUAUUUAUGGUUGAAAUAACAUCAAAAGAGAGUGUUUAAGUGGAUUAUUAACCGUCUAGUAUUUAUGUACUUUAACUAUACUGAGUGUCAGGGACACAAUAAUUUGUUAAUUUGUAA